This is a messenger RNA of Marchantia polymorpha subsp. ruderalis, 2554 nucleotides long. The record is from the annotation of a GenBank genome assembly. NCBI's taxonomy places the organism in Eukaryota, Viridiplantae, Streptophyta, Marchantiopsida, Marchantiales, Marchantiaceae.
CAUUUGCAAUUAAGUGUUUCGAUGUCGUCGAAAGCUCGAAGUUGAUGUAGCAGCUGCGUGCUCCUGAGCUUCUUGGACUGCCCGACUCAGAAAGAGGAUACAAUUACUUUGAGGAGUUUAUAAGAUCAUCGAUCGACUCUUGCUGGAAUUGGUAGAUCGAUUCGGGGCAAUGACUGCGGAGCCUGUCCCGCACCAAGUUCUCUACUGUAUCGGUUGGAGUCAUUACCUGAAUUUGAUCACAGUCCCUUCACACAUAUAAAUACUCAAAUUGUUAAUUUCUCUCAUUUGAACAGACUCUGGAAAGUUGCUGCUCGCGUGUGUUGAAAGCAUGGAAUUUCUUCUCUAGUGCUCCAGGAUCCAAUUUAGGUUUUUGCUUAUUCCUUCGUUGGUGCUGGGAAUGUCGAGAGGAGCCAGUUCCGAGGCUUGUAGAUGGUUGUGUUCCAGGUUUCAGAAAUGGAGAAAAUGCUCAAUAUGGUGGAAGUUAUUCGGCUCUGAUGUGUUCAGCAGCUAGUAGUGCUUCCAGCUCGACAACAUUAAUUCCGCUUUGAAUUGCAUCUUGAGAAUUUGCGGGACGUCUGUGCUUGAUAGUCUGAAAAGUUCGGGCCCGAUGUACAACAGUAGACCUACGAUGUUGCAGCCUGGGGCUCCUGCCCCUUUGCCCCAGCAAUUUCCGCAUACCUCCGUGCCUCCAUCAGAUCCUUUCUUUCAGAGGCCUUGGCUAAAAGAGCACCUGGCCAAUCUUCUUCAAAAUGCUGCUCUUCUGAGAUCAGUAGGGGAUGAAUUGGAAGCAUUACAAACAAUGCAGGCGCUUUCUACGGACCUCGAGCGUGGGUCUAAAGUUCCUGAGGUUCUCAUCAAUGAGUCUGCACCUGAUACACGAAUUUCUGAUUUGGAGAUCAAGUCCAAAACUGAUCACAAUGAGCUUUUGAUCAAAACAGUACAAGAAAGUUGCAAGUUGUGGCCAUCGUCAGCAUCUUUGGCUAUUCAGGCUGCCAGGAAAUUGAAAAAUGUAGUGGAGCUGCAAUUGCAGCCGCUUCAGGAAGCGUUGGAUGGAAAAGCAGCCGCUGUUGCAAAGCUUACUCUAAAAAGGCAGAAACUUCUUCGUAACAGAAAGUGGAGAACUCGGAAAAGAAGACGAAUAGCCGAGGCUUUACGAAAGGAGAGAGACCGCUAUGAAGAGGCAGAUCGGGAGGCUGACGAGUGGAGAGCAAAGGAAAUUGCUAAGUCCAUAGCCAAGCGGAAGAUGGAAAAGAUGAAAAUACUGGCAGACAAGAAGGCAAAGGAAGAGAAGGCUAGACUUCAGCAGGCGAUGGAAAUGGUUGUUAUCGUAGAGAAGCUGCAGGAACUGCGGGCUCUUCGCGUUGCCAAGUUGAAGAAGCAAGGUCGUUUUUUCCCUGAGGAGGAUGAUCAAUUCAUGGAUAGAGUGAGGGCAGCUGUUGCAGAGGAGGAACGUCAAGCUGCUGCUGCAGCGAACACAAGUGCAGCUGCUACUGCCAUUUUGAACGCAGAGGAAGCCAGAAAAGUGGCUAUCGGUCUAGCAAAUUCUUCCAGAGUUGUGGACUUGGAGGACGGGAAAGGUCCUCUUAUAUCUUCAACAGUUCCACCGUUGGGAAUAGCAGAUGAUCAAGAUCUUUUUGGGAAUAUUGAUGACUUGAGUGCAAAAGCUGACAAUACCAAAGUACGUGACAGACCACCUAAGGUUGAUCAAGAAAAAAAGAGCAGUGGCCUUCUUGAAGGAUAUGAAGGACUGCCGGUGGAGUUCCACCAUUACUAUCUUGGGAGCAGUUACAAUAUGGGAACAUUGAUCGAGGUUAGACAAGGUUGGGAUGCCUUCAUUAUGCCCGGAGGCAGUCGUAUUCCGCAACAUUGGGUCGAAGCUCCUCAACCAUCAGAUGCCGUUUGGGCUUCUUAUCUUGUGAAGCCUAAAACGAAAAAUCGGCGCAGGCGAACAGAAUAGGGAGAGUGAGCCACAGGCGUUUCAGGAUUAUGCCCGUUGAUUGGAUCCAGAAGCAUAGAACAACCGAAAGUAGCUAAAAGUUUGGUGAUAUGACAGCUGACGAAGGAAAUGCGAGCUGAUUCCGACUGGAAUGAUGCGUUGAGACGAGCAUUGAACAGGUAUGAACGACUGAGGGUAUGAAGCUUUGCUGAGGAAACGGAGCUGGAGGGUUGUCUUUGUUUUGAUAGUUACAUUCUUGAAUUGUAGGAUCAAAAGGUCCAGCGCAGUCGGCAUUCUGUAUUUGAGUACAAUAGCAUCAAACUGCUGAGCGUAGCUGUGAAAUGUCCUCCAUAUACCAAAACAUGUCCAUGUAGCUCGGCUACGUACGGAAGAGAGAUAAAUAGCGGGUGGGAACUGCAUCUCGAAGGCAAAGAGUUCAGAGUACUACACCGUAACAAAUGUAUAUUUUCCGUAUCUAUGGUGGGUAAGAAUGCAGUGCUUGAUCAUUAGCAAGGCUAAAAAAACUGGCUCAGCGUUCAUUUGACUUUGACGUUAGGGCUGUGUCCUGACUUUGUACCUCAUUUUAGCAUAUCAACUCAACCAUAUGUUUUCUAUCCC